Messenger RNA from Eupeodes corollae, 1358 nucleotides. RefSeq names its product enoyl-[acyl-carrier-protein] reductase, mitochondrial. The transcript is spliced from 2 exons. Gene Ontology annotation, molecular function: trans-2-enoyl-CoA reductase (NADPH) activity. The coding region runs from base 119 to 1201 and encodes 360 amino acids. Gene Ontology annotation, cellular component: mitochondrion. NCBI's taxonomy places the organism in Eukaryota, Metazoa, Arthropoda, Insecta, Diptera, Syrphidae. Gene Ontology annotation, biological process: fatty acid metabolic process. The record is from RefSeq and is a predicted model, not a curated record.
AUGGCAGACUGACAGCUGCUGUGAGUUUUUGUUCCAGAGUCCAGACAGACUUUGUUUUUAUUUUUAUCAAUUAAUUACUAAAUAAUAAAUCAAGAAAAUAUACUUUUCCUUAAUCAAGAUGCUUAGAGUGAUUAGAUCAAAUGCUUUUUGGUCCAUUGAAAAGUCAUGUCAUAUGCGGCAAAUGUCUUGUAUAGCAAAAUGUUUGAAAUAUGCAGAGUACGGUGAACCAGGCGAAGUCCUAAAAAUAUGUGAAGUAGAAAUUCCUGAUCCCAAAGACAAUGAAGUUUUGGUUCAGACUCUAGCAGCUCCAAUCAACCCAGCUGAUAUAAACACUAUUCAAGGUAAAUACCCUGUAAAACCUCCACUCCCAGCGAUAGGUGGUAACGAGUUCAUAGCAAACGUAAUUAGUGUGGGAAAGAACGUCAAAAAUAUACAGCCAGGUGAUCGAGUAGUACCAGCGACAACAGGUAUUGGCACAUGGACGUCACAUGCCGUCUACCCUUCGAACGAUCUCAUGAAAGUAUCGGACAAAAUCGGAAUUGCCGAAGCAGCCACAAUAACAGUCAAUCCAUGUACUGCAUACAGAAUGCUCAAAGAUUUUGUCCAACUCAAGCCAGGUGAUACAAUUAUUCAAAAUGGUGCUAACAGUGCUGUAGGGCAAGCAGUUCAUCAGCUAUGCAAGGCUUGGAAUAUUGCAUCGGUGGGUGUUGUACGCAAUCGGCCAGAAAUCGAUGAUCUCAAAAAAUAUCUCAAGAGUCUUGGAGCAACAGAAGUUUUGACAGAGGACGAAAUUCGAAAAACUGAAUUGUUUAAGGGGACAUUGAAAAAACCAAAACUGGCUCUAAAUUGUGUUGGAGGAAAAAGUUCCACUGAAAUAGCCCGCUAUUUGGACGCAAAAGGUUUUCAUGUCACUUACGGAGGAAUGUCAAGAGAACCUGUUGUAGCGGGUACAGCUUCAUUGAUAUUCAAAGAUAUUUCCUAUGUUGGUUUCUGGAUGACCAGAUGGACAAAAGAAAACCUCGAUAACGAAGAGAGACACCACAUGUAUUCUGAACUUUGUUGUCUCAUGGAAGAAGGAAAAUUCACGGCGCCAGUUCAUGAAAUGGUCGCCUUAAACAAUUACAAAGACGCUGUAGAAGCUGUAUUGAACUUUAAAGGAUUCACUGGAAAGAAGUUUAUUCUAGAUUUUCAAGACUGUUAAAAUCUAUUGAAUAAAUGGCAACUAUGUGAUGAAAAUCUUGGAAUUAUAUUUUGGCUUUAAGAUAUAUAAUAUAAAAUUUAGUUUGUUUUAUGUAAGACAUAAUAAAACUACGCAUUCAAAUAAAACUUAUAAAUACUGCCUAAGGGUUUAUAUACGA